Messenger RNA from Humulus lupulus (European hop), 597 nucleotides. RefSeq lists its product as uncharacterized. Lineage: Eukaryota; Viridiplantae; Streptophyta; Magnoliopsida; Rosales; Cannabaceae. The coding region runs from base 1 to 597 and encodes 198 amino acids. The transcript is spliced from 2 exons. The record is from RefSeq and is a predicted model, not a curated record.
AUGAACAAUGAAAUGACUGCUUUGCGGUCACAAGGCACCUGGGUACUUGUUCCCCCUCCUUCGGAUGCUAAAAUAGUGGGCUACGAUAUCAUUAUCACAGGUUCAUCUUCCACCGCCAUUACUGCGUUAAUGACUUAUCUUCAUGGUCAAUUUGCUGUCAAAGAUCUCGGGGAUUUACAUUACUUUCUGGGAUUGGAAGUUCAUCGCUCCUCUGCUGGGUUACACUUAAGCCAAACCAAAUAUUUCAGAGAUGUGUUAUCUAAAUCUGGGUUGUUGGAUUCCAAACCGAUGUCAACUCCUCUUGCUUUGGGCUCUCUUUCUUUACAUGAUGGCGGCCCCUUACCGUGCUCUACUGAAUAUCGGAGUCUAGUUGGCGCUCUUCAAUAUUGUACCCUUACACGACCUGACCUUGCCUUCACAGUUAACAAACUGUGUCAAUUUAUCCACUCCCCCACUGAUGCUCAUAUGCAGGCUGUCAAACAUGUUCUUCGUUAUUUGAAGGGUACAAGUCACCUUGGUUUGCUGAUACAACCAAACUCGGAUCAUGUUCUUUACACCUUCACUGAUACAGAUUGGGCCUCGUGCCCCGACGAUUGA